This is a messenger RNA of Terrapene triunguis (Three-toed box turtle), 838 nucleotides long. RefSeq names its product zinc finger protein 3-like. The record is from RefSeq and is a predicted model, not a curated record. NCBI's taxonomy places the organism in Eukaryota, Metazoa, Chordata, Testudines, Emydidae. The annotation marks the transcript as partial. The transcript has a single exon.
GGAAGGGUUUGGGGAAAAUCAGCUCCUGAUAGGUUUGAUCUCUCCCACACAUAUUUUGGUUUGUUCAUCCCUUUUUCCAUUCCUCUCUCUGAGAUUUCCUUUCUUUCUGGUACAGGGAGUGACCUAUGUCUGGAUUCUUUUUGUCUCCCAUUCAGGUGAUGGGAUGGUGAGUGAGAAUGAGGAGAAACCCCAGCAGGAAGAUGCUGAGCAAGUGGAACCACAUGGAACGUUAUCAGGAAGAUCCAAAGGGAAUGUUUCCAGGAGUUGUGCACUCCGAGAAAAAGCAAAAGCCUGUGAGACGCAGGAGAGGCCAGAGGAAAACUUCAGUAGCCACUCAGACCUUAUAAUACAUGACAGAAUCAACUUGGAAGAGACAUGCUACACGCGCUCUGAGUGCGGGAAAAGCUUCAAUCACAGCUCUGCCCUGAGAAGACAUAGGAGAAUCCACAAAGGAGAGACGCCCUACACAUGCUCAGAGUGCGGGAAAAGCUUCAAUCGGAGCUCAGUCCUUAUCAGACAUCAGAGAAUACACACAGGAGAGAAGCCCUACACAUGCUCUGAGUGCGGGAAAAGCUUCGGGCUGAGCUCACACCUUAUCAUACAUAGGAGAAUCCACACAGGUGAAAAACCGUAUGGAUGCUCUGAGUGUGGGAAAAGCUUCAAUCAGAGCUCUGCCCUGAGCAGACAUAGGAGAAUGCACACAGGAGAGAGGCCCUACACAUGCUCUGAGUGCAGGAAAAGCUUCAGUUCAAGCUUCCACCUUAUCACACAUCAGAGAAUCCACACAGGAGAGAUGCCCUACACAUGCUCUGAGUGCGGGAAAAGCUUCAAUCAGAGC